GGGGGCACUAUUUUCAUAGAGCCACCUCCUAAGAGUAAUUGCACUUUGAAUACUACAAAAUAGUUGUUUUGAUAACUACAGAAGAAACUUUCUAUUGACAGAGUUUUCAGCUCUUUAGAAAUAUACUUGUCUGGUCUUAAAUUAGUGCCCUCGAAGGACAGCUCUUAAUUAAUUUGUUCCUUGUAUUGGCUUUGCUGCUUCUUCUUACACAGUCUCCUUGGGAGCAACAAGCUCAAUAAGGAGUUAAUUCUUUAGUUUACCCAAAUGUGGAAUUCUUUUUAGCUAUUCUUUAAGAACCUUCAGCCCCACUAUACGCAGCAUUUACAUUGAGUGCGACCUUUUUGUGAUAAAAAAUGUUCGUGCUACCAGUAAAACAGUAUUCUUCACUGCCAGAGGACUUGUAGCACUGGAAGUUGAACAGGCACAGCAGUUUUGUUAGAAGGAAAGCAGGCAAUCUUAGUGAAAAGAGGAUAUGAGAAGGGCAGGGCCAGGAAAUAUAACUAUAUAUGUUUGUGCAAUGCUGAGAGUUUAAAUAAAGGGAAGUCAGAAGAGCCACUAAAUAGGAGUGCCAAUACCUUCUCUCGGAAGCUAUCAGCACUGCUGCAGGUUAUUGACACAGAUUACAUAAAAUUUUGCUGUGAGCACUGGUACUUUUGCUGUACCUCUUUCUGUGACGAAUUUCAUUUCCCUUUUUCAUUUCCCUCUUUAUUCCUGGCCUGAUCCCCAUCUUGCUUCCUCUUUGUUAUUCUCAGUUUUGCAGGCUUGUGAUAAGGAUCCCUUGCUAGUGCUGCUAUUGCUUCUCACAUCACUUCAGUCCCCACUGAUGCUUCAUUUGGCCAGGACUGUCUUCUGUCUCAUUUGCUUUUGCAGUUGAUGGGUGAGCACUCUGCUCUCUGGCUCCUUUUAAUUCCUGACAGUCUGUUUUCUGUCCUCUUCGCUUGGUUGAAGCUGUUCUCCUCAAAGAGACUAACUGAAUUUCCUCUACAGUAUCAUUGGCAGCCUCUUGAGUAAACCUUUGUUUUUUUCUUUUUCCCUUCAGGAACAAGAAGUCCAUUCUGUUCCCAGAUACGAAGCUUUGCCCCAUAUGUGUCUCUCAUUGUCUCCUCAUACCAGGCUCCUGCUUGGCCGAGGCUCCGUAAUGUGAAGGACAGAUCGCCUGUUCCCUUGAGGCUAACCCCAAGCUGACUCCUCACUACGGACGGCCAGUUUGUCAAAGAUGAGGCUAGACGGAGCAGCUUUUUGCUAUCUCAACUAUGGAAGGCCAGCUUUGUGCUAACGUGGAGAUUUCUCUGGAAAAACCUCCAGGAACAAGCCCUCCGUCCUUCAUUGCUUUGCUGAAGAUAUACCGAGAGCUGCUGGUCAGUAAAAUCCGAAACACGCAGUGUUUGAUUGACAACUUGAUUAACAAUGAGUACUUCUCCACCGAGGACGCUGAGAUUGUUGUUCAAUUUCCAACUCAAGCAGAUAAGGUUCGCAAAAUCCUAGACUUGGUUCAAAGCAAGGGAGAAGAAGUUUCAGAAUAUUUCAUCCGUGUCCUACAGAAAGUCACUGAUGCUUACUAUGAACUUCAGCCUUGGCUGGAUGAAAUAGGUUACGAGCCUUCAGAGAAUAUUUGUAGCAGACCAGUGGUAAAUACAGAUCCAGUUAGCAGGUAUUGCCAGAAACUCAGAUAUGAGCUGGGACGAGACUCCAAGUUUGUUAUGUCUUAUGCUCAGAGAGAAGAGAUGCUGCUUGAAGAAACUUACUCUAACAGUAUUAUGGAGCUGGUCAAUUUCACCAAUGAGAGCCUAGGGGAAGUGUGUCAAUUAGAAGCCCUUUUUGAUGAUGCAGUUGGGCUAAUUAAUGAAGAUGGAGAGACUAUUUAUGUCUUCGGUGAUGCAGGAAUUGGAAAAUCUAUCUUGCUGCAGAAGAUACAAAGCCUGUGGGCCAGGAAACAGUUGGAUAUAGGGGCCAAAUUUUUCUUCCGUUUCCGAUGUAGAAUGUUUAGUUGCUUUAAGGAAGAUGAAGCCGUAUGUUUGAAAGAUUUGCUCUUCAAAUAUAAUUGCUACCCAGACCAGGACCCCGCGGAGGUGUUCCAUCACAUCUUGCAGUUCCCUCAGACGGUUCUUUUCACGUUUGAUGGCUUUGAUGAGAUCUAUUCCAACUUUGAUCUCAGUAGUGUUCCUGAGAUGUGUUCACCCGAUGAACCCAUCCACCCCCUGGUGCUGCUGGUAAGCCUACUCAGAGGAAAGCUUCUUAAGGGAUCCAAGAAAAUUCUUACGGCACGGACGGGAACUGAGAUCCAAAGAAACAUCAUUAGAAAGAAAGUGUUGCUCCGUGGGUUCUCCAGCAGUAACCUGAAGGAAUACACUGCCAUGUUUUUCAAAGAUGAGGGGCAACGAACACUGGUAUUGAACCAGCUGGAAGCUAACCCCAAUCUCUGCAGUUUGUGCUCAGUGCCUUUAUUUUGUUGGAUUAUCUUUAAAUGCUAUGAACACUUCCAUUCCAUGUAUGACAGCCACGAACUUCCCGACUGUUCUGUUACAUUGACAGAUGUGUUUCUGCUAAUGAUUGAAGUCCACCUGAACCGGUCCCUGAAAACAAGUUUGCUGAAGAACAACACCAGGAGUCAAGCAGAGAUGUUCAAAGCAAGAAAGGAAACUCUGCUAGCCUUGGGUAAAAUCGCAUACAGAGGGAUGGGGAACUCCUUCUUUAUCUUUGAGCAGGAGGAGGUCACGGCAGCAAACAUCUCUGAAGAAGAUUUGCAAUUGGGUUUUCUCAGGACAGUUAAAGGUUAUACUGGCAUUGACAGUCAGUCCACUUACGAGUUCUUGCACUUAACCCUUCAGUCUUUUUUCACAGCUUUGUUCCUGGUUAUUGAAGAGAGAGUGGGCACCAAGGAGUUACUUCAGUUUUUCAAUGAAUGCUCUUCCAUUGAGACUGCCCAGCCUACUUGUCUUCAUAUUCCUUGGUUGAAGAAACACCUGGCAGGGGAGGAUCCUUUCCGAAACAACGAACACUUCCAUUUUACCAACCUUUUUCUUUGUGGCCUGCUUUCCAGAUCCAAGCAGAAGCUCUUCAGGCAUUUAGUUUUGCCUGCAGUCAUUAAGAGGAAGAGAAAGACCCUCAUCACAUACCUUGGGGAGAGCAUGAAAUCCCACCUGAAGGGCCUCACUCGGUCCAGGCUCCUAAACUACAAUCAGAUCCAGGUCCAGCCAAACUUUGUUUGGAUGCUGAGGUGCCUUUAUGAGACUCAAAGCGAGAAAGUGGGGAAGCUGGCUGCCAAACGCAUGCACGCCAAUUACAUCAAGCUGACAUACUGCAAUGCCUACUCCGCUGACUGCAGUGCCAUUUCCUUCGUCGUGCACCACUUCCAAAAGCGCCUGGCUCUGGAUUUGGACAACAACAACAUCAAUGACUAUGGAAUAAAACAGCUGCUGCCAUGUUUCAGCAAGCUUGCCGUGAUCAGGCUCAGCGUAAAUCAAAUCACAGAUCAUGGAGUAAGGAUAUUAUAUGAAGAACUCUCCAAGUACAAAAUUGUGACUUUCUUGGGUUUAUACAACAAUCAAAUCACUGAUGUUGGAGCCAAAUAUGUUGCGAAACUCAUUGAAGAAUGCUCAAGCCUUGAAUAUGUUAAAAUAGGAGCAAACAAAAUAACUAGUGAAGGAGGGAAGUGCCUCGCCCAGGCCAUCCAGAAGAGCAAGACAAUGUUUGAAAUUGGGAUGUGGGGUAAUCAAGUUGGAGACGAAGGCGCAAAGGCGUUCGCAGAGGCCCUGAGGAACCACCCCACGUUAACGAACGUGAGUCUCGCAUUCAAUGGCAUCACAUCAGAGGGAGGCAAAAGUAUUGCUGAAGCCAUGCAGCACAACAACUCCGUGAAAAUAUUCUGGUUGACAAAAAAUGAGCUGGAUGAUGAGGCAGCAAUGAGUUUUGCAGAGAUGCUGAAGGUCAACAAGAAACUGGUGCACUUAUGGCUUAUCCAGAAUCAAAUUACAGCCAAAGGGGUGAAGUACCUCAGCGAAGCUCUCAAGGAGAACACGGCUAUUAAAGAAGUCUGUUUGAAUGGCAACCUGAUAAGCCAAGAAGAAGCCAAAGCUUUUGAAAAUGAAGAGCGGAUCAUUUGCUUCUGAGUGAGGACAUUGCCAUUUUGACAAGCUUCGUGUUGCAAAGACUACUCCUACACUUGGACUACGGAGUUUAUAAAGGCAUAAACCAGCAGUACUCAUGGCUGGAGAGGGAGAGACAUGAUUAGCUGUGUUUUUAUGAAAAAAGCUCUCCUCUCUCGGCUCCAUCCCUUAUCCUGCUCGCUAUUCUUAAUCCUUUUGGUGAGUGGGAAGUUGCCUUGGUAAAUAAUUUAUGUCUGCAUGGUGCUUUGAAGAUGAAACACAAGUGCUAACAGACCAACUCCAGGAGCAGGUAUAUGGAUUUGGGUAACUGAGUUUAGAUUAAUUCUGUACACUGAUGUAAAUAAUCUCUAAUUUAUUUAUACACACGCGUACACGAGAAGGGGUGCAAGAUGCGCAGACUCCACAAGCUCACGGUAUUAUCUGCUUCAUAACCGAAAACGGUGGUCUUACUGGAAACAUAAACGGCCUGCACGGUACCGAUGCUAUCAACAUGAAUCCUUUUCUCCUGCCUAGAAACGAGGCCUGCAUUUUCCCCCUGGAAAACAGUGGCUGUGGGCACCAUGUUUUCUUUUUUUUUGAUAAAUGGAUACAUGAGAUUCAGAUUACCUUCAAUAAUAUAUAUAUUUUUUCCAUAUCGAAACCAAUACAUGUUCUUUUACACAAGCAGAAAACCUUACUACCGUCACUGUCGAAUUACAAUACUGGCAGUAAAACACUUUUCCAUAAAAUUUCCUGAGGGCUGCAUAGAAACUGCCACCUCCUGCUUUCACAGUAUUUGUUCUGGGGAGAGGGUCUGGAGAUAAAUGUGAAAAAUUAAUUAGCAGGCUGUUCAUUGCCUUGGCGCUUGGCCUAGACGCUGUGCCGGUGGCAAUACACCAAUAUGAAGUUGCCUAGCUUCAGGGGGGAGAAAGGACAAUUGAAAAUCAAUUGCGUCAAGUGGAAAUCCCUUCUCCCAGCAACAUGUAAGCACAAAAAAGCACCGAGAUUUGCUUGGAAACCUUUCAUCCUAUGCUUCAACUAGUGCAAACCACAAGGCAAGGUGCACGCAGCAAUGAUAAGGACCAGCAAGAAAACACUAUCCCCUUCCAAAGUAAUUAGCAUUUACAGAAUGUUACUCUAGAAAGCCUUAAAAGAAACCAGUUUACAGAGAAGCAGGGUGCUUGAUAUUUGUUUAUUGGUGCAAAUGAGGCAUUCUUCAUAAGGGGAAUCUUGAAUUCUACCUUACACUGCGUACAAAGAACCAAAAAUGGAAAAGCAUGAUCCAGCUUCCUUCUGCCAUGCUUCUGUCCCCCCUAAAACUUUGAGAAACGCUUCUCCAGUUGCUGACUAACCCACAAAACUUGUUGACUAACCAAAAAAAAAGGCUUUCUCUGUAGGUUUUCUCCUUUUCCUGCUUGGAAGCGCACCAUCACCAGUCCUCAGUUCUGUCUGCUCUUUCCAGCUCGCUAACAUAUUUUACAAUACUCAUAAAGCUUCUCACAAAAUCAGCAUUUUU
Oxyura jamaicensis (ruddy duck) is the source of this 5601-nucleotide messenger RNA. It is a transcript of the gene NOD1, whose product is annotated as nucleotide binding oligomerization domain containing 1. The transcript has 12 exons. Gene Ontology annotation, biological process: regulation of apoptotic process. Bases 1254 to 4109 code for a protein of 951 amino acids. Lineage: Eukaryota; Metazoa; Chordata; Aves; Anseriformes; Anatidae. The record is from RefSeq and is a predicted model, not a curated record. Gene Ontology annotation, molecular function: protein binding.